Molecule: messenger RNA, 7701 nt
Organism: Fusarium sp. VM40
Lineage: Eukaryota; Fungi; Ascomycota; Sordariomycetes; Hypocreales; Nectriaceae
Source: the annotation of a GenBank genome assembly
AUGUCGGCCAACGAAUCCUCCUCAGACCGCCUCAUCCAGGCCAUCGCCGAAACCCUCGAUAUCGCCCUCGAGGACAUCUUACUCUUCGACUCCUUCACAGAACUAGGCGGCGACGAGGAAUCAGCUCAGAUGGUCCGCGCGGCCUGCCAAAGCAAGGGGCUUGAUGUAAGCGGUCACGAUAUCAUGGACUGUCCUACUUUAGCCGAGCUGCAGACGCGAGUGACGCCCCAGGCUCAAGCCCUCGCGGAUGCACCUCAACGGGGGGCCAGCGUUUCUUCGCACUCGAGCUCGCAUUCUGAUUCGGCAGGGACAUUUUGUAGUUAUUCAUGCCCAGAUUCGGAGUAUGAGGAGGAGCUGGAGCAGGAAGAGGAAGAGGAACAAAAGGAACAGGAACUUUUUGAACCGGGAGAGACACAGACACAGACACUGACACUGACACACCCUGAAUUGGCCAACUGUAGGGCUGCAGGGGCCUCAAUUGGCCCUGUGGACCCUAAUUUGGAGCGCUUACUGCUGUCAUUUCCCAGCGUCAGCAGCAUCUGCAUGGUCCGGCCUAGGGCAGGCCCAUUUGACGGGCAAUUGGUAGCUCUUAUUAAGAUCAACUCUUGCACUGGUCUUGGUCUAGGACUAACUAAUCAGCCUCCAACGUUAAAUCUGCACAGCCAAAAUACUACCAGAGCUUGCAUCUCCCCCCUUGAGAUCGACCUCGUCAAGCAAGAGAUCUCCCUCCUUCGCAUGGCCGUACAGGAAUGCCCUCAUCCGCCGCAGAUCUGGGUUCCCUUGGAAAACGACUGUGAGAAACCGCGUCGCUUGCAAACAUGGGUCCAGAACAUGGACGACGAUACCUACAAAGAGGUCAUGAAGCUGCAGAUUCCCGCGCGCCGCCGCCGAGUCACCCGGCGGAAGAGCGCAAUGCCAGCGGUGAGCACUGAGCAUCUUGAGACUUUUGCUCUCUCGCCGAUGCAGCAGCUCUACUUACAGGCGAUUGAUACGAAUGAUGAGACUGCGGUUGCGCAGAGUGAGCGCUACACCCAGAGUCUUAUGCUAAAUGUCAAAGGCGGUGCAGACCCUUCUGAUGUCGACGCUGCCAUUGAGGCGAUCGUGGCCAGACAUGAUAUGCUUCGAGCUCGGUUCAGAAAGAUUCAGCAGGAUUGGAUGCAGUGCAUCCAGCCUGAGCCGAAGAAAUCCUACAGACUCACUCACCACGUCGACGUUGGUGAGGAGGAGGUUCUCGCGCUCAUCAACGAUGCCGAAGAGGCCAUCAAUCCUAUCGACGGGCCUGUCUUUGCGGCUAUGUACAUUCACAACCAGGACAGGCAAAUGCUGCAUCUCGUGGCUCACCAACUAGUCGUCGAUUCUCUUUCGUGGCGGGUCAUGCUCAGUGACUUGGAGGAAUUGCUGCAAAAGGGCACUCUUCUCUCUGAAGGGUCUGUGUCUUUCUCGCAUUGGGUCGAUUACCAGAAUCAUCAAAUGACACAAAGACUAUUCGAACCAACACUUCCAUUUGACGUCUUUUCCGCGAAUCUCGAAUACUGGAACCUGGACCAAGGAUCGAACACCUACGGAAACUCGGAUCGUGUGUCUAUUCACCUCACAGCAGAGCAGUCGUAUGCUCUCGAGCAAUCAAGCGCCCGCAUUUUCAGGACGGACGUUGCUGAUGUCCUUCUGGCCGCGCUACUACUAUCCUUCCGUCAGGUCUUCCCAGAUAGGAGUCUCCCGACGCUGUGGAAGCAGGAGAAUGGACGGGAUGCCACCGAGGGCGAGUUCAACAUCGUGGAGACGGUUGGGUGGUUUGCUUCGCUUUGUCCGAUUGGUGUUUCCGUGGAUUCGACUACUGACUUGAUCGAGGCUAUCACAUUAAUUAAGGAUACGCGAAGGGCCAUUCCAAGAGCUGGUGUGCCGUUCUUUGCUUCUGAGUUUUCGACGUCUGAAGGCGCAGCUGCAAAUAUUCCUCUAGAGAUCGUCUUCAACUCGGUAGAUACGGCUAGAGAACUGCAACAGCAGAACGGGUUAUUAGAACCAAUUCCAUCACCUGGGCAGACAACCUGCCUCAAGUCCAAUGCAGGACCUGGAAUCGGGAGAAUUGCCUUGUUUGAAGUAUCAUCCAUGGUAAACAACUCUGGAGCACAAAUCGAUGUCGUGUACAACAAGAUGUGCAGAUAUCAAGAAAAGAUUCAGAUGUGGAUUCAGGAGUUCGAGUUUCAAGUGCUCGUUGCUAUUGCGAAACUGCAGAAUCUCGAGCCUCAACUUACUCUAUCCGACAUUCCCCUAAUACAAUCGUCAUACCAGGCCCUCGAGAGACUCCGUUCAGAUCGACGCAUCAACAUAAAGGACAUGGAGACCAUCUACCCCGUCACACCAGCCCAGCAAGAAAUCCUCAUCGCGCAGGCCCAAAACGCAGACGCCUUCCACGUCCACGCCGCCUACGAACUCACAGCCCGACAGCCCCCCGUCGACAUAACGCGACUAUGCGCGGCAUGGGAAGCUAUGGUCGCCAACACCCCCGCGCUACGAAGUAUUUUUAUCGAUGCUGUUUCUCGUGAUGGUUUGUUCGACCAGGUUGUUCUAAAGAAGAUUUCGCCGAGUAUUCUAUUCAUCGAGGCGAUGAAUCCUAUCGAAGCUGUUGCCACGCUGCCAGCGGUGAAUUUCUCAUUCGCGGAGCCGAGACAUCGUCUCGCGGUGUGUUAUAGCCCGUUGAGGAUGGUUGUCAGGCUUGAUGCGAGCCAGGCACUCUGCGAUGUGACGAGUCUUCAUCUUCUGAUUGCAGAACUCAGCCGUGUCUACUCAGGAGAAGAUCCUUAUUAUGAUUCAGCUCUCCACAACACAUACCUCCACCAGAUAGCCUCCAUGGACACGGCAUAUAGUCUCGAAGUCUGGAAGGCCGGUCUCUCACAUGUGAACCCGUGUAUCUUCCCACCGCUUUCGACAGCCGCCAAGGAUGCUUUCCACAGUCUCCCCUACGAUAUCGAUAUCUCGCAGAUGCAGCUACAGGUGUUCUGUCAGCAGAACCAGGUCGACGCUGCAGCAGUAUUCCAACUCGCAUGGGCACUUGUCCUCCGCGCUUUUGUGGGCGAGGAGAGUGUCGUUUUCGGCUACCAGUUCAAUGCUCGUGACGAGCAGCUUCUGUGCGGGAUUGAGCAGCUCGUGGGCAGUUUUGCUACGCUUUUGCCAUGUGGCGUUGACCUUCCUGCGGGUCAGUCUCUAAAGGAGUGUCUCGCCGCUGUGGGAGAAGCGUUCACUAGUGCCAGCAAACAUGACAAUCUCACCUUGUCUGAAGUCCAGCAUGCGCUAGGCCUGGAGGACAAGCGCUUGUUCAAUACUUGUCUCUACUUUCAUAAGCAAGAUCAACUUGAUAUUGGCGAGGAAUUGACUUCUGCGCUUGUCACAUCUGGUCGAAAGACGGAUUGUGAUUUGUCGCUGACACUCAUGUUUCUCAACGGCCGUCUUCACGGGAGUCUCGCAGCCCGGUAUCUCUCAUCAAACCAGAUCCAGAGCGUCAUGAGCAGUUUCCAUUCGGCUCUUAGUCAUAUCCUGCAACACUCUGAGCAAUCUGUUGCGGAGACGGAUCUUCUUACAGACCGUGGGUACGCACAGCUGGUUGUUCAAGACUGGGAGUUUGCUCAACAGCCCCAGAACGUCUCAGCUUGUCUGCAUGAUGUGAUCCUCCAGCAUAGUCUCAUUCGCCCUGAUGUACCCGCAGUGUGUUCAUGGGACGGAGACAUCACAUACCUGCAACUUGCAACACUCGUCACAAGACUCCGAACAUACCUUAUCAACCUCGGUGUCGGCCCAGGAACCGUCGUCCCUGUUGUUCUGGAGAAGAACCAUUGGGCACCUGUUAUUCUUCUCGCCGUUCUUCAAGCCGGAGCGGCGUUUGUGGCGCUUGAUAGUCAGGACCCAGCUACAGUGAAGUCUACCAUCGACUAUCUCAAUCCUCACGUCGUUCUGGCUACUGAAACAGCAUGGAAAGACUUGAGCACGCUGGCUAUCAACCUCGUCAUCAUCAACGAUACUUUCUUCGCUAUGCUGACGCCGUACUCAUCAACGAUUGGAAAAGACGCCAGUCCUGACCACGCUGCGUGCAUUUUCGUCACGCCCAAGAAAUCGAGGAGUAUCUUCUUCACCCAUGCAUCUCUCCUCUCGGCUUUCACAAGCCAAGCAGCCGCUCUCAAGAUGAACAGCGAGAGCAGGGUUCUGCAACUGUCCGCAUUCAAUGUUGAUAUCUCACUCGUUGAAAUCCUCGGCACAUUGGUCCACGGCGGAUGUGUCUGCGUUCCAUCUGCUCAUGAUCGAGUGCACGAUAUCGCUGGUGCUAUUGCGCGCAUGGACGUGACAUGGUCGUACAUGACCAGCGUCAUCGCUCGAAAGAUUCACCCUGAUUCUGUGCCGAGUCUGAGAACGUUGUGUUUCCGAACAAGGAAACUUGAUCCUGAUACUUACAUGCCCUGGCUUGAGGACCAUGAUAUUCUCCUUGCCUAUGGUGCACCUGAUAUUUGCCCCCUUGGCAUAUCCGUUACUGAAGUCUCAGAGGGUAACAGUCUGGACGUUAUCUCCCCGCCAGUGACAGGUCGUUUUUGGGUUCUCAAUCCCGAAAAUCCGAAGAAGCUUGUGCCUGUUGGUGCAAUUGGCGAACUUGCCAUUGACAGUCCUUUGGUCACACCUCAUCGGUUCGCUCUUGAUAGACCCCUCUUCGCCCCGGAGAUAUCUCACGAAGAGGGUGAACGAUCUAGACCUCGUUAUCUCAAGACCGGUCAUCGCGUACGGUAUCUUGACGACGGAAAUGUUCAAUUCAUAUCCAGCGUUCGCGAUGAAGUCAGAGUCGGCGGAUUGAUGGUCGACGUAGCACAGGUCGAGCAAUUUAUCCGUCGUUGCCUAGGACAAGGCAUUGACGUGGUUGUUGAUACUAUCACAACCCAAGACUCAGGUCCUCUUCUCGCUGCAUUCAUCCAACUCGGUCCCCAAGUCAUGCAACAACACGAAAGUCUCCGGGAUCUCAGUCCCGAGACCAAAGAGCGGACAUAUGUCGCCAAGAAGAUGUUCGAGGCCUCUCUCGAGAACCCAACAUCCCAAAUGCCCCGUCUGGAAAGACACUGUAUCCCCUCUAUCUUCAUCCCCGUAAGGGCAUUCCCUAUGUCCACCUCCCUCAAGGUCAACCGGCGCAAGCUUCAGCGCAUGGUCGCCGAGUUCUCGUGCAACCAGGUUCUGCAAAUGUCUCGCGUUCCCAACCCCGGCGAGAUACAGCGCAUCGUCUUAUCGCAGAAGCCUCUACCGUUGACAGGUCCUGAAGAAGCUAUGCGAGAGAUGUGGGCCAACGUCGUUGGUGUUUCGGUCUCUGGUAUUAAAGGAUCGAGCAGUUUCUCUUCUGUCGGCGGAAACAAGUUCCUCGCUGCUGAACUUGUCGUCACCUGUCGCAAAGCUGGUCUCUGUGUGUCCCUUACAGAACUUCUGAGCGACACCACUCUCACAGAUAUAUGUCGCGCCGCUGAGACAUCUUCCAGAAAGAUCUCGACCAAGACACCAGUGGCUAAAAACCUCGAUACUCGAUUUGUCAAAGAAGUCAUCGCGCCCCAGCUGCACUGCUCGUCAUCAGAUGUUCUCGACUUCACCGAAGCAUCCUCGCAGCAAGUCAGAGGUCUUGAGCUAGGCAUAUUCAAGACUCGCGCCGAUAUCGUUUGUCUUGCUAUUAGGUUCAACGGCCCUAUCGACUCUUCUCGCCUCGAAGCAGCUUGCAAUGCUUUGGGCAAGAUGCACUCGAUUCUUAACGUCGCGUUUGUCUCUUACGAACAUUGCGUCUAUCAAGUACACUGCGCGUCCUUCAAACCGCCUUUUAUUAAUAUCUCCUGCGCCCCAGCAGCUCUCGACGAUGCUACACAAAACAUUGUCAGCGAACACCAGUCACUCCCUUUCGACCCAGCAGUCCCCAUCACGAAGUUCACGUUUCUCAACGCCGAUCAUCAGGGCUUGCUGGUCAUCCGUUUGAGCAAAUCUCAAAUCGACGAUGUAUCCGCACAUCUCCUCAUCCACGAACUCGCCUCCCUUUAUGAAGGCGGCGACACCCACGACAUUCCUCGGUCUUCCUACCUCGACUACACGCGCGCAUCGCGAGUAUCUCGUCAACAAGGCCUUGAGUACUGGAGCUGCCAACUGGAAAACGCGAAGAUGACCAAGAUCAUCGCUUCUACGCGGCCUAUUGCCCCAGCUUCUGUAUCAGAGAUCAGAACGCUCAAGCAGACAACUUCCCUGGGCCAUCUGGCUCCCUAUGGUAUGGCGCCUGACGCAGCGCUCAAAGCAGCGUGGGCCAUCGUUCUCUCUACCAUCUCCAGCACACACGACGUUCUCUUUGGCGAAGUCAUCCAGACCUCAAGCCUGGAUGUUGUGGGGCCCAUGACAAACACGAUCCCUGUGCGCGUCCAGUUUCCUUCAAGUCACAGCACGCCUCUUGAUCUUAUGAACUGCAUCCAAAUCCAGCGUCAGUCGCACGCUCAGUUCGACACCUUUGGCAUUGGAGAGCUUGUUAAUAACUGUACCAGUUGGCGAUCUUGCACGCAGUUCAGCACCAUUGUGCAGCAUCAUGUUCCUGGGCCUCAUGAUGGUUCGUCCACGAUGAACAUCGACGGUGCGACAUUUACGUAUAGAAUGAUCGAAUCUUGGACAAAGGACUUUCCAGAUCUUUUUGUCCGGUCUACUAUCGAAGCUAACGAUCGCAUCACCCUCGAGAUUAAGUACUCAGAGGAACGACUCGCCAGCUCAUUCGUACAGUCGUGUCUGAGUCUUCUCAUCGCUGCAUGGGAAACUAUCACUCAUCCGGAUACUAUCCACCAACCCAUGAUUCACUCCGCAGAAGAAGUCGCUCGCGCCGAGCGCCAGAUUCCCUUUUCCGCAAAGCAGCAAACCCCCAACCCACCUGUGGAAUCCGUUCUCGAUUCUUCCCAACGAAAGGAUAUCCAAGAAUCUAUCGUGACCGCCUGGGACAAAGUCAUCAAGAUUCCUUCGAGCAUCUCCAAGAACAAACUCCCCACAACCCCAUUCUACGCAGUCUCAAAGUCCAUUCUUCCUGCGUAUGCCCUCACCGCAGAGCUCAACUCUGUUCUCCCGGUGACCCUCACAGUCGACGACGUCCUUGCCCAUCCAAGCAUGCGCACUCAACUCGAGCUCGUGGGCCGUCUUCUGCCUCCCAGGCAUGAUGGGUUUUCCUCUCUUCUCCGACCCAAGUCGAAGAAUGGUCCUGAGCGUUCAGCCACCACUGCCUUACGCGACGGGCUACGGAGUCUCAAGAACAGGAAUAGCAUACUCAGUAGUAGGAGUAGCAUGCUUAGCCUCAAGAACGGAUGGACAAAAAGCAAGCAGCCCUCGACUGUGAUCCCAGAAGAUGCACCAGCGGCUGUACCAAAGAUGACACAAACACCCUCGCAUCCACUAUCGCCCAUUCCCACCAUCGUUAUCCCCGAGAUUGGCUCCUCAGACAUACCCAUCACCCAAGCCAGUCCUCUGUUCGAACUCGACGGCGGUUCAUAUUUCCCUCAAGACCGACGCAGCAGCGGAGGUUCAUCGUGCAGAACACCCGAGGAGGUUUGUCUCAGCCCUGUCUCCAUGAUGAGUCCUGUUUCCUUGAACACACGUAGAACAUCUACGUGGGGGUCUAUGUUUGAGGCUCCACGGAGAGGACUGUCGCCGUUUAGGAACAGGAACUCGUCCACGUGA